AUGUUGGCUUUAAGCUAUCAAGAUUUACCGCCACAAGUAAAGCCAUGUUUUCUUUACUUGAUGCUCUUUCCUAGAGCAUUUGAGAUCCCUGUGAGGAGGUUGAUUCAUCAGUGGUGUGCUGAGGGAUUUACAAAAUCGUUUGAUUCUCAUGAUCAAGAUAUAGUCCCUGAAGAUGUAGCAGAAAUGUACUUUGAAGAACUAGUUAUCAGAAACUUGAUUCAAGUAACUAUAUGGAGAUUAGAUGGACGUCCAAAAUCAUGUCGCAUCGCUACAGUUGUAUAUGAUGCCUUCUGUCAAAAAGCAUCGGAUCUGGGAUUCGUUUAUAAUCCACUCCAUUCAUCUCAUACAUCCACCCAAUUUGUUGUUCGGCGACUUUCACUGUACUUGAAUGUCAUCAAGUUCCCCACUCCAAAUCAUCCUCAUCACUUUCGCUAUAUACGUUCUUAUGUUGCUUUUGACUCCCAAAUACGACGCACAGGUACUAAAGGGAUUGCAUCCUUCCUCAAGUCCUCUAUAUCAAACAGGGGGUUUUGCUUGCUGAAGGUGCUUGAUCUUGAGGGUGUAUACAAACCUGAGAUAGAUGAUGAUGUUUUGGAGAAACUAUUGCGUUUGAGGUACAUAGGCUUGAGAUCAACUUUUAUUGAGUACCUUCCACGUUCUGUGAGCCAGUUGCCAGAUCUGGAGACUUUAGAUUUGAAGCACACUCGCAUAAGAGACAUAUUAUAUCUUGUAUGUGGUGCAGAGAAGCUGCAACAUCUCUAUUUGAACUGGAUUUAUCAGGAUAGGGCUAGGUGGGGAGUCUAUUUGCCGUUACUAAAGAACCUUCGUACUUUAUGGGGGCUAAGGUUGUGUGGUGGUCUUCGUAACAUAGAUGAUCUCAACAAGCUGACAUGCCUCAGAAAGCUAGGGCUGAAAUUUAAGGAAUCUGUCAACAAGUCAACAAUAUUUGAAUGGGUUUCUCAACUUACUAAACUUCAAUCAUUGAAGCUGGGAUGCUUAGAAUAUACUCCAGGUUCAAGAUUGUUGAAAAUGGCAGAGCAUUACAAGCUAAAUGACCUGUAUUUGGGAGGUACACUGCUACCACAAAAAUCUGAAGAAUUACUUCAUUUUUUUCCUCCAAACCUCAGGAAGUUAACUUUGUCUCUUUCAGAGAUAGAAUACGAUCCAAUGCCAAUACUAGGGGAGUUGCCUGACCUAAACAUCCUGAGGCUUUUGGCUGAUUCCUACAAGGGUAAACAAAUAAAAUGUUUAUCCAGAGGAUUUCCCAAACUUCAUGUCUUGAAACUUUGGAAGCUUCAAGAGUUGGAAAGUUGGAUAGUGGAGGAAGAAGCGCUGCCUCGCCUUAUAGAAACAGAGGUCAGAAGCUGCAGAAAAUUGACAUCCAUUCAAGGGUUGGAAAAUGUUACCACUUUGAAAGAAAUAGUAUUAACAAGCAUGCCAUCGGAAUCUCACUCGCUGCUUCACCAUAAAAAUACAUCCAUCAAAAUUAACAAGUGGCGUAAUCCUCCUCUUUGA
Molecule: messenger RNA, 1515 nt
Organism: Pistacia vera
Lineage: Eukaryota; Viridiplantae; Streptophyta; Magnoliopsida; Sapindales; Anacardiaceae
Product: putative disease resistance protein At1g59780
Exons: 1
Coding region: 1-1515 (504 amino acids)
Biological process (GO): defense response to other organism
Source: RefSeq, a predicted model, not a curated record